AUGACCGAGCGACUAAAGUCCAUCGUUUCGCAGCUCUCGCCUUCUCAGAAUGGUCUGAGCGCAAUCACCACCAAGAACCCCGAUGAUAUUGUCAUCACGCUCGCAGUGCGGACGCCGCUCACAAAGGCACACAAAGGAGGCCUCAAGGACACGCCGCUUGAUGGCAUCCUUGUCAAGCUGCUGAAGCAGGUCGUCGCGAAGUCGAACCUGGACCCGGCGCUAGUUGAGGAUAUCUGCUUGGGCAACGUCUCAGACGCCAAAGCCGCAUACUACAUCCGCGCUGCCAUGCUCGGUGCCGGUUUCCCCAACACCACCGCCGGCUCCUCCGUAAACCGUUUCUGCAGCUCCGGUCUCAAGGCCGUGCAGGAUAUCGCCAAUCAGAUCGCCACCGGCUCCAUUGAGGUCGGUCUCGCCCUUGGUGCUGAGUCGAUGACUGUCGGCGGCGACCGCCUCGAGCGCCCCUUCUUCGACGAGAUCCUUGAGAAGCAGGAAGCGCGCGACUGCAUGCAGCCCAUGGGUCAGACGUCCGAGAACGUCGGAAACGACUUCAACAUCUCUCGCGAAAGGCAAGAUCGCUUUGCCGUGGAGUCAUACCGGAGAGCCGAGGUUGCGCAGAAGGCUGGCUGGUUUGACGAUGAGAUCGUUCCCAUACAGGUCAAGGUCAAGGACCCCAAGACUGGCGAGGAGAAGGAGGUCACUCUUACCAAAGACGAGGGUCCAAGGUACGGAACCACGUUCGAGGCUCUGCAGAAGAUCAAACCUGCGUUCCUGCCCCACGGCGACAAGUCGCAUGGCGGAAACUCGUCGCAGCUCACCGACGGCGCCGCCGCCGUGCUUCUCAUGAAGCGAUCAAAGGCUCAGGAGCUCGGCCAGCCCAUCCUCGCGAAAUUCGUUGGUGCUACGGUUGCUGGACUGGCGCCCCGCAUCAUGGGCAUUGGUCCCACCAUUGCUAUCCCAAAGCUGCUCACCAAGUUCAACCUCACACUGGAUGAUAUUGACCUCAUAGAGAUCAACGAGGCUUUCGCCUCUAUGGCAGUGUACUGCUUGGACACUCUGAAGAUUGACCACUCGAAGCUGAAUGUACGAGGUGGAGCCAUUGCGCUUGGUCACCCUCUAGGAUGCACAGGCGCGCGACAGAUUGCUACAGGUCUUAGCGAGUGCAGGAGACAAAAGAAGAAGAUCCUCCUGACAUCCAUGUGCAUAGGCACUGGUAUGGGUAUGGCCGGUCUGUUUGUCAACGAGCAGAAUGUGUAG
This is a messenger RNA of Didymosphaeria variabile, 1254 nucleotides long. RefSeq lists its product as uncharacterized. The transcript has 3 exons. Lineage: Eukaryota; Fungi; Ascomycota; Dothideomycetes; Pleosporales; Didymosphaeriaceae. The record is from RefSeq and is a predicted model, not a curated record. Gene Ontology annotation, biological process: fatty acid beta-oxidation; phenylacetate catabolic process. The coding region runs from base 1 to 1254 and encodes 417 amino acids. Gene Ontology annotation, cellular component: peroxisome. Gene Ontology annotation, molecular function: acetyl-CoA C-acyltransferase activity.